GUCGGCAGUGUUGGAUUGGAUCGGAGCAAUUUCAAGACAUCCUAUUCAGCUGAGCUAUGCCCUGACUUCCAUAAAUACUACGAAAGAUAUACAGCAUUUGUAAAGGAAUAUUUCGAUAUGGCACCAGAUGACGAAAAGCUGUUACCACGAUGUCGACAAUGGCAUAAGGAAGGUCAACUGCGAGGGCUGUCAAAGGAAGCAAACGAUCAGCAUUUGAAGACGCGGAUCCCAGAUUCGGACUACGCUGAAAUCCUCAAGGGUUACUUCCCACGUGUGAAGAAGCUUGUUUCGACGGCGUCACCAAAAUAUGGAGCGAUUAUAGCCAAAUUGUUAUCGCAUCAAUUUGAAACGAUCAGCAGUCAUCCAUAUCUGCACAUGGCUGCAGCUGCCUACUGGCGCCAAAAUGGAGAUCUGCAAGAAGCGUUCAGUUGUUACAAAACAGCGGUGGCAUAUGCAGAGAAACUGCUAUCCGAAGGUGGAGAGGGCGGUCAACUCAGUCUAGAUGCUAUUCAUGUAGCUGUAGCCACAUUGUUCAACAAAAUUGAUCAACCUGAAUCGGCGAUGGCUAUUCUGGAGUAUUCUUUUACGAAGGACGAUCCAAACAGCUAUAACCCUUGCGUAUUUUUGAAAGCACAAGCAGCCAUGGCCGAUGCUGCCUAUCUGAAGUUAGACGCUUCACGGAUUGAAGGCAUCCAAGUCGAGCAAGUAGCUGACUUUGCUCGUAUUGUCGCCUACUUCUCUGAUCCAUUCAUUAAGCAACUGCUUGUCCCACCCACCGAUUCGAAUUAUGUGGCGGAGUUGUUGAAAUUCCAUGAGGUUCUGCUGAAGAAACUGGGCGCGAUGAGCUGUCAGAUAGAUCUGUUUGUUGAGCUAGCGAAGCAGAAGGAAAACUUGGACCAUCUGGUUUCUGAGAAGUUGCGCUUCAAUGAUAUGUACGGAGAUCAGAUGAAAAUAGCGGAUCAAAUACGUGAGAGAAUGGUGAACGAGAGAACACGACGAUCUCUAACAUUGGGAUACGAGGAGGUNUAUGGAGCGAUUAUAGCCAAAUUGUUAUCGCAUCAAUUCGAAACGAUCAGCAGUCAUCCAUAUCUGCACAUGGCUGCAGCUGCCUACUNUUUGGCUGAUCGUAUCAUGGAGGACAUAGAGAUUGCACAGCGUAUUCGAUCGAUGCUGGAAAACCUGAAUGACACAGCAUGGCGUGUCGCGGAAGUCUUCGCAACCGACAAAGCCUUUGAAAAGAAACUGGAGUCGCUACGAGGAAAAAUGCCGUUAAACCCUCAGAUGCCAAAGAAGUACCCUCUCGACAGUGCAACGUGGGCGACUGUACGUGAUCGCUUCUGGCGUCGAGCCGAUUGGCCGUCAAGCGUCGAUUGCCAAAUGAUCAUCUCACGAACGGAUAUUUUCAAUGAGAAAUGGUUCCCACAGGUGUUCAUUAGUCCGGAGAAUAAAGGGUUUAUGAUCGCUGAAUAUCUAACAAGAGGCAUUGGGUUGGAAUCCCACGAAGAUCAUCCGUUGCCAUGGCGUGAACCGUACUGCAAAGAGGUGAACAUGGUGGGACACGAGCUCAGUUUUCUCACCGGACUGGUCACGGCCGUAAAUACUCGUCCAUCAAAGGAAUAUGCUGAAACUCGUCUUAAAUCAGUUCUGGUGCGUUUGGCUGAUCGUAUCAUGGAGGACAUAGAGAUUGCACAGCGUAUUCGAUCGAUGCUGGAAAACGACAUUGGCCCAAGGUGGCUGGCGGCCAACCUGGCAGCGCUUUACUGGCGUGUUAAAGGCAAUCCUAAGCAGGCUGCCUUCUGCCUUAUCGAGGCGAUCCUGUUGCAGCCGAAUUACGCUGAUAUCGCUUUUACUCAACUUGCACAAUUGAUCUUGAAAGUUACUAAACAAAAAGCUGAACCAGCGAAGCUUCUCUUGAUGGCCAGCAGUGUCGAUCAUGAUGAGCCAAUGGUCCACUGGCUUCGUGCUCGAUUGGCGUUACUGUCAAACGAUGUCGAUGGAGCGUUAAAGUUUCUCAAGUUAUCGUUGGACAAGGACCCCUUCAAUACCGUAGUUUCGGAAGAUUUACUGAAAGUGGCUUGUAGUGGAAAGUCGUCCAAGUUAGCGAUCUCGUCACGAUUUCCUACUGUGUGUUGCUCCUCGGUCGUCCAAAAUGCUGUCUGUUUCAGAGGAAUUAUGGAUUUUGGUUUGAAACACGCACCAGGUCAUCAGUUAUCUGAAAAAUUAAGUGGAAAUUCACUUAAUGAUAUAAAGGUAGCUUAUGGCAAUAAGUGA
This is a messenger RNA of Haemonchus placei, 2271 nucleotides long. The record is from the annotation of a GenBank genome assembly. NCBI's taxonomy places the organism in Eukaryota, Metazoa, Nematoda, Chromadorea, Rhabditida, Trichostrongylidae.